UCACCGCGCUCUGACGUCGGGCCGACGUGUAGCAUGGUUUCCCGGGAGACCGGGAAAGCCGUUCGCACUCGGAGUGGAGGUCUAGAACUCAUAUUUUGGGAAAUUAUGGAUCGUCACAUCCCCAUGCAUGCAUUACCUGAAGAAAUCCGAAAGAUGUCUCCUGAAGAAAAAGUUUGUAAGUACUGCGGAGUCAGCUAUCUUAUUCUUCAUGAGUUUAAGGCUAUGGAAGAAAAAAUGAAAGUGAUGGAAAAAGAGAUGAAAUUUUAUCAAGGAAGCAUAGACCGUGAAAAGAGACUUCAAGAAAAGCUACGGUCUCUUAGUCAAGAUUUUGAACAGUACAGAAUUGACAGUGAAUCCAAAACAGAAAGAAUUCAAGAUGUAAGCAUGCAGUUAAAAAGUCAACAAUAUGAAUUUCAGAGAGUACAGAAAGAAUUGAAUCAUUUGCAACAUGAAUUAAAAAUUAAGCAGAGACAAUCACAAGUAUUCAGUCAAAGAUUGGUGGAGUACAGAUAUUUCUGGAAUAAGACUCUUUCAUUACUUACUUUUACUAAAAGAGAGCUAACCAGUAUUAAAAAUGAAGUAUAUGAUAAUUUUCAAAACUGGACUUCACUGAAAGGAGAAGUUUUUCUACAAAUUAAAUCCAUAAGUGAAACAGCCUUGACAGAAAUAGAGAUACUAAAGAAAAGUUUGACAGUGUCCCAGAGAAAUAAGAUAUGCCUUGAAGAGGAAAUGAAAAAUCUGAAAUUGUUGUCAGAUGCAGCCAUGUUGAGGUCUCAGCAGAUUCAGACAUCCAAACAACAGGAAGUAAACUUGCAAACCAGAUGCUAUGACUUGCAAAAAGAAGUACUAGAUUUACAAUGUCAAGUAGAGGCACUUGGGCUAAAUCUUCAGAAGGCAGUGACCAAGAUUGACAACUAUAAAGCAAAGCUCAUGAAUAAAUCUAAUGAAGCUGAUGACUGUCAAAGAGAACUUAGAAAACUGAAGUUUGAAUCCAUUAUUUCUGAGUCACGGGAAUUAAUGCUGAUUUCACAUCAGAAAAGCAUCGAACAGCUGCAGGAAACCCUUAGACAGAAGCUGCUGAACGAUGAUAACUGGAGAGAGAAGAUUGAAGCUGAGCUGGCCAAGGAAAGAGCCCGACAUUUAGUUGAAUUUGAGGAGCAAGCUCUGCUUUUUAAGGAAGAAGCUAGGCUAGAACUUGAUAUUGAAAAAGAAAAACACCAAGAAAUAAUCCAAAAGUAUAAGAAAGAACAAGAGGAACUACAAACGAAGAUAUCUGACUUAAUCGCAAGCGCUACUAGAGAUCUAAGGCUGGAAGUGACCGCUCUUGAAGAAAAACUCCAUGAAUCUUAUAUCCGGUAUACUGAAGAUUCUGAGUCAAAGGAGAAAGAAAUCGAAAACCUUAAAAAUGUGGUUGCAGAAUUUGAAUCCCGCUUGAAGAAGGAAAUUGAUAGUAAUGAUUCUGUUUCAGAGGACUUGAGGAAGGAAAUGCAGCAGAAGUCAGAUGAGCUAGAAAGAGUAAUGCUGGCACAAACACAACUGAUACAGCAGUUUAACCAGUCCCAGGAACAGAACACUUUUCUUCAGGAAACAGUGCGAAGGGAGUGCGAAGAACGCUUUGAACUGACAGAGGCUUUGAGUCAAGCCAGAGAACAGCUUCUGGAGCUCAGGAAGCUCAGUGGAAGUUCACCUUUGUCACCGUGUUCCCUUAACCAGGGCAGCCUAACCUCCUCUGCUGCCGUGGUCAGUAAUCAGGGAGAGAGAAGCCUUACAAGACUGAACUCUGGAAAAGGAAUCAAAAUCCCCAGCCUGCACGGAGUGGCAAAACCCACUGCUUCCCCAACCUUGGCUCAGUCCCAGAGGCUCAGCAGCUCAGGUUUGCCCACUGUGCCCCAACCCCAUCCUCCCAGGGGUCGAGCAUCAUCAGUAAAUGAGACCAGACAAAGGCUGGCUGCCAUUCUGCGGAGGAGACUGAGCCAGCAGUGAUUGGUCCGGUCAGGAACAGCUCCACACAGCACACUCGGUCUUCCCCAGUGGGCCAGAGAUGCACUGUGACUGAGGGUGACAAAGGCCAAAUUAUUAUCACAGAUCAAGAAUGCACGGUUAUAGAUAUUUUUAAUAGCAUAAUUGGAAAAACUAGGAAUUGUGAAGCCACAUUUUCUAAGAGACCUUUGAAAUUGCCACAGAUAAUGAAGUUGCUGAUAUUCCAGAGGGCCAGUUUCUAUACUUCUGUAUUGCAUGUUUAGAUGUGUUCUAUGAAUAUGCCCUUUUAGAGAUCACAGGUAAAAUUUUUCACUCAUGGCAUCUUUGCUAUUUUUUUGCACCAUUACAAGCAGAUAUAUUUCCACAAAAAAUAGAUUGUAUUCGUUCUGUCUGUUUUUGUUCCUUUGUUUGUUGAGCUGAAUAGGUUAAAUAGAUGUAAUUCAUAUUCCAAAUAGAAAAUGGAAGUACUUUAGUCCUAAAUGGGAUAAUUUCCAAAAUGUUUAGUUCAAAUAUUCACAGAAUUCAUCAUCUUCAUAGAAACCUUCUCUUUUUCAUCUCACAAUCUAAUUGGUUAAUCCAAUUUCUUUUUAGGCCAGAAGUAAAGAUAGGUACCCUUCAAGAAGGCAGUCUUCCCUGUGAACCUGGGACCUUCUAAGAAAAGGGAC
Molecule: messenger RNA, 2645 nt
Organism: Leptonychotes weddellii (Weddell seal)
Lineage: Eukaryota; Metazoa; Chordata; Mammalia; Carnivora; Phocidae
Source: RefSeq, a predicted model, not a curated record